Molecule: messenger RNA, 1205 nt
Organism: Paramuricea clavata
Lineage: Eukaryota; Metazoa; Cnidaria; Anthozoa; Malacalcyonacea; Plexauridae
Source: the annotation of a GenBank genome assembly
AUGGGAUUCCCCAAUUGUAAAACCGUCCAAACCGUAAAAAGCGAACUUACGUCUACCACACACGGUGUUAUACUUCGAGGAACACGGAUUGUCAUUCCUGCGGCUCUACAACAACGUGCAAUAGAUAUAGCACAUGAGACACACUUAGGAAUAGAGAAAACGAAGUCUCUAAUUCGUGAAAAAAUCUGGUUUCCGCAAAUUGACAACCAAGUCAAAAACACAAUUGUUAAGUGCACCACUUGUCAAGCUGUCGGACAGGCGAAUCCUCCAGAACCAUUACGUACGACCGAAAUGCCAGAGUUACCAUGGAGAACUGUCCACAUAGAUUUUUAUGGUCCACUACCAUCGUCUGAAUAUCUGUUAGUGGCGGUAGAUAGAUACUCCAGAUUCCCAGAGGUUGAGAUAGUUCAUUCAACACGAGCCUCAACAGUCAUUCCAAAACUUGACAAAAUGUUCUCAGUCCAUGGCAUUCCUGACACCCUUAUAUCUGACAAUGGUCCCCCUUUUAAUGGAGACGACUAUGCACGAUAUCUGAAAGCCCUUGGUAUUCAAGCUAAGUUUUCAACACCCUAUUGGCCCCAAGGUAAUGCUACAGUUGAACGAUUUAUGCGACCGUUAGGAAAAGCGCUCAAGACAGCGACACUCGAAGGACGACCAUGGAAACAAGAAUUGAACCGUUUUCUUUUACAAUAUCGUGCCACUCCACAUUGCACUACAGGAGUACCUCCAUCAGAACUGUUGUUUAACCGAGUGAUAAAAGGAAAAUUACCAGUUAUAAACAGCAAGAAGAUUGUCAAUCGACAUAAAGAAGCUCGAGACAAUGAGAAAACACGACAAGAACGCAACCGAGAAUAUGCAAAUCAAAGGAGAAACACAAGAAAAAGUGAUCUACAAGUUGGAGAUUAUGUACUGGUUAGACAAGAAAAGAAAAACAAGCUAACUGCGAAUUUUAAUCACAAACUGGUUCAGAGAUCCUUGCCCAAAGUAAAGAUGGUCAUAUUGUGAAACGCAACGUCUCACAUUUCAAGCGAAUAAAUAAACCACGAGAAGAAGACACUGAUGAUGAAGGUUUCGAUUAUGAAGAAAACUCGCAGAACAAUCAGCCAUCCAUCAGUAAUGAAAACAAUGUAGCACCAAGAUCAAGCCGAAUUCGAAGACUACCGAAUCGAUACGGACAUGAAUAUCCAUCAAAUCUAAUAAACUAA